UAGUAAUACUUAUCAAUAACAAACAGAGAAAAAGAAAAGAAAAGAAAAGAAAAGGGAAGAAAUGUUCGUGGAUCUUCACUCAGAUCCCCUUUUCAAGGAAGUGAACUAGAGGGGGAGAUUACAAACAGAAACCCUAUUUCCAUAAUUAACACUUAAAGAGAGAACGAAGAAAAAAUGGGUGCUUUCGUGAAGCUACUGGACUUUCUUCUUUUCACCUACUUUUUAUUCAUAGCCAUUGUUGCACCAUUCUUUGAUGGCCAAGCUGCUCUUCCUAAACACAUGUUUCCGCCCGUGUUUGUUGACCUAAAAACCUGGUACACUCAAGAAUAUGGUGACUAUUUGGUUUCUGAAAAACCCCAUUUCUUUGUUGGGUUAAUUUGGUUGGAGCUUCUUUUUGCAUGGCCUCUCUCUGUCAUUACUCUUUCUGGGAUUGCUGCUGGAAAAUCUUGGGUUAAUACUACCUGCUUGGUCUAUGGUGUUUCCACUCUCACAUCAAUGGUGGCGAUACUAAGUGAAAUGGUGGGUUCCCAGAGAGCGUCGGACAAGUUGCUGAUGUUGUACUAUCCAUUUCUAGGAUUUGCUGUUUUAGCAAUUUUACGUGGUCUGAUACCUCAUUCUGGCAAGACUGUGAGCAUUGGAAAAAGAUCUGCUAUAAGCAGGAAGAAGAGGGCUUAAUCUUUCAACUCAGAUGCUAUAAUCGAAUAGUUUGUAUUUCUUCCGGCAUGGGUACCUAAAAACCAUAUCAAUUUUUAUUGUUGGUUCUUUUUUUGUUUCCCCUGUUGAUAUUAAGGUCUGAUGCUUGGGUAUGAGUUUUUGACAUAAACAAUCACAAAAUGAGUUGUAGUUUCACAAUUACUGGAAUUUUGUUAGUUUGAAAAGCUUGAUGUGAUAUUUUUCUUAAAA
Molecule: messenger RNA, 903 nt
Organism: Nicotiana tabacum (common tobacco)
Lineage: Eukaryota; Viridiplantae; Streptophyta; Magnoliopsida; Solanales; Solanaceae
Cellular component (GO): endoplasmic reticulum
Source: RefSeq, a predicted model, not a curated record